UUCUAUUGACGUUAAUCUUUAUAUACCAGGAAGAAGUAGCCUACUCGGAUAUUAAUGCUACGGGAACGUUGAAACGGUUAGAUUUUUAUCUCCAGGACCAGUAAAAGGAAACCAUUGAAAACUAGCCUAUCACAUAUGUCAAGGAGCCAAAAUGGUGAACUGCUGUGGAUUGGUAACUGUCAAGAAUGAACCAGUGCCUCUUAAGAGUAUUGCUGUGGAAGUGAGUGUGCAGGGGCAUGUGGCCACUGUGAGCUCCACUCUGCAGUAUGAGAACCAGGAGCAGAGUCCUCUGGAGGCCAUCUUUGUUUUCCCUCUGCCGGGAGAGGCUGCUGUCUGCAGGUUCAGCGCAAAGAUAGGACAGACUGAGGUGGUGGCUGAGGUUCAGGAGAAACAGAAGGCACAGGAGCAGUAUGAUGAUGCAUUGAGUUCGGGCCAGCAGGCUUUCCUAUUGGAGGAGAGUGAUGAGAGCCCGGACGUGUUCAAGCUGAGUGUGGGCAGUCUGCCUCCAGGGGAGAAGGCCUCUGUCAGCCUGGACUAUGUGACAGAGCUGGCUGUACAGGCUGACGACGGCCUGAGGCUCUGCCUGCCCGCCGUGCUCAACCCCCGUUACCAACCCCAGGGGUCAGACAGUGGUAGUGCUGGCAGUGCCCAGGUGUCCUCGGUGCCCGCUGGUUCUGUCCCCUACAGUCUGUCCCUCCGUGCCCAUGUGUCGUCCCCUCAUCCCAUCUCUGGAGUAGAGUCCAACUGUCCCCUGGACCCACUCAACUACCUCAACACAGAGAAAACCCAAGCCACGGUCAGUCUGGCUGCAGGUCAUCAGUUUGACCGGGAUGUUGAGCUGUUGUUGUAUUACCAAGACACCCAUCAGCCUACUGCUAUAGUAGAGGCAGCACAGGCUUCUGCCAAGCCAGGCUCUCUGAUGGGUGACCCAGUGGUCAUGCUGAGCUUGUACCCAGAGUUCCCCAAGGAUGUGAUGUCAUCUAUGACCUCACACGGGGAGUUCCUGUUCGUAGUGGAUCGCUCCGGCAGCAUGGAAUGCCCCAUGCACCUUGGGUCUGGGUCACAGGACCGUAUUAGCAGUGCCAGGGAAACUCUGCUGCUCUUGCUGAAAAGCCUGCCCAUGGGCUGCUACUUCAACAUCAUCGGCUUUGGGUCCAGUUAUGAGUCCUUCUUUCCUAAGAGUGUGGAGUACAGCCAGAAGACUAUGGAUGAGGCUCUGCAGAAGGUGAAAGAAAUGAGGGCUGACCUGGGAGGUACAGAGAUCCUCCAGCCUUUAAAACAUAUCUACAGCCAGCCCUGCCUCCCCGACCAGCCCAGACAGCUCUUCUUGUUCACUGACGGUGAGGUGGGGAACACCAAGGAAGUCCUGGAUCUGGUGAAGACGAAUGCCGGUUCUCACAGGUGUUUCUCCUUUGGGAUCGGGGAGGGGGCCAGCACUGCUCUCAUUUCUGGGGUGGCCAAGCAGGCCAGAGGGCACGCACAGUUUAUCACAGGACAGGACAGGAUGCAGCCCAAAGUGAUGCAGUCUCUCCGGUUUGCCCUGCAGCCAGCUGUGGUGGACAUCUCAGUCAAGUGGAAUGUCCCAAAGGAGGUGUCUGUCACCCCUCUGUCUCCACCAAUCGGAGUGAUCUUCCAGGGCCAAAGGGCACUUCUGUAUGCCCAGCUCACUGGGAAGAGCUCGGGGGACACAGAGGGCUCGGUGACAGUGAAGUACAGCCUGGCCAAGCAGCCUGUUGAGAACCAGCUGAGCUUCAGUCUUAAGCCUACAGAGGACACUGGAAUGACCGUCCACAGGCUGGGUGCUCGAACCCUAAUCCAAUCCCUGGAGGUGGAAGAGAGGGAGCAGGAUGGUGAGAAGGAGGGAGCGAAAGAGAAGGUGAUAGAGCUCAGCGUCCAAUCAGGAGUGAGCAGUGCCUUUACUGCCUUCAUCGCUGUCCACAAAGGAGAUGGAGAGGCCCUGCAAGGACAGCUGCUACACAGACAUGUCCCCACACCAAUGUUGUAUCACAGCUCCACGUACAUCAAGCAGUCGUGUUUUAUGGCUCGGUGCAGCCCCCUGAUGAUGGCGAGUAGUCUGCUGAUGAGUCCCCAAGGCAAGUUAAAGUUGAGCAAAAAGAGUAAAUGUACAGAUUUGGAUGAUUUAGAAGUAUUCGGCUAUGACGACAUCUGUUGUGAAGACUUUGACUCUCCAGCCCCAACCUCUAAGCCUGUGAGGGACCCUCUCCUCCAGCUGAUCUCCCUUCAGAAGGCCUCUGGUUCCUGGGUCCUAGAGGCAGCAUUGGCUGAGGUGCUGGUGAAGACAGAGGAGGAGGUGUCCAAGCCAAAGCCUGCACAGGUGGACCAGGAGGUGUGGGCCACGGUUCUAGCCCUGGUAUGGCUCUAUGGUUUCAAGAUGGAGACUCAGGAGGAGUGGCAGUUUCUGGCCAUGAAGGCAGUAUCAUGGAUCCAGGCUCAGAAAGUGGCCAGUGUGUCUGAGUGUGUCCAGGCUGGAAACACCCUUCUGGGUUGCCAAGUGCAGAAAGACACCCUGGGGCUCUGACAUGUUCACCCUCCCAGUCCUCAAUCUGUCCCCCAUACGCCUGCUACUCUACCUGGGGUGAGAUUUUCACACAACCCUGCCUGUUCCUAGCCCCCUACUCCAAGCAAACCGGUGGAGCUAGCAACUGUAUCUGCCUAAACAAGCCUAAUUAUCAACAUCUUGCCUAUAUCAGCCGAUUGUCAUUUACUGUUGGGACACUUAUGUAUCUCAAUGUAUUGGUUGUUAUUAACAUAUCACCAUUCAUCUACGUGCUACGUAUAAAGCUAAACUUGUUUAGACUUUGCUUUGGUUAUCAAUUCCAUAUAGACUACUGGAAACAAUGUGUAUGCAGUACUUGUCAUCACUAACCAAAAUGCUUGGUAAAAGGCCUUAUUAUUGUAUGUAUGCAUUAUCCACGUAUAUGAGGCCAAAUGCAUGCAGGGAGAAGUUGUGGAUAAUAUGAAAAGCCAGAUGAGUGCCUAUCCCAGUGCCUUUACUGUGUGAUCAUGUAACACUGUCUCUGUAUUCAUGUAAUUCCUCAUAUACAUUACCGUUCAAAAAUUUGGGGUCACUUAAAUAUUUUCUUAUUUUUUAAAAGAAAAGCACAUUUUUGUCCAUUUAAAUAACAUCAAAUUGAUCAGAAAUACACUGGAAUAACACAUGGAAUCAUCUAGUUACCAUAAAAGUGUUAAACAAAUCACAAUGUGAGAUUCUUCAAAGUAGCCACCCUUUGCCUUGAUGACAACUUUGCAAACUCUUGGCAUUCUCUAAACCAGCUUCACCUGGAAUGCUUUUCCAACAGUCUUGAAGGACUUCUCACAUAUGCUGAGCACUUGUUGGAUGCUUUUCCUUCACUCUGCGGUCCAACUCAUCCCAAACCAUCUCAAUUUGGUUGAGGUCUGGGGAUUUUGGAGGCCAGAUCAUCUGAUGCAGCACUCCAUCACUCUCCUCCUUGUUAAAAUAGCUCUUACACAGCCUGGCGGUCUAUUGGGUCAUUGUGCUGUUGAAAAACAAAUGAUAGUCCCACUAAGCCCAAACCAGAUGGGAUGGCAUAAACAGCCUUCUGCAGCGAUAAGUGUUUCUUAAAUUCUAAAUAAAUCAGUGUCACCAGCUGGGAAAUGACUGACAACACAGCUCUUAGCUCCCUCAGUAGAUGCCUACUGGAGAACUUAUUUGUAUUGCUUUUAAUCUUUUUAAAUGAAUUUAUCUUAUUAACACUUUGUUCUAGCUAGCUAUUUGUUUAGGUAGCUAUCAAGUAAAACCACCCCCACAUCAUAACACCUCCUCCAUGCUUUACAGUGGGAAAUACACAUGCAGAGAUCAUCCGUUCACCUACACCUCGUCUAACAAAGACAAUCCAGACCAAAGGACAAAUUUCCACCGGUCUCAUGUCCAUUGCUCGUGUUUCUUGGCCCAAGCAAGUCUCUUCUUCUCAUUGGUGUUCUUUAGUAGUGAUUUCUUUGCAGCAAUGUGACCAUGAAGGCCCGAUUCACACAGUAUCCUCUGAACAGUUGAUGUUGAGAUGUGUCUGUUACUUGAACAGUUACAAAUACACGCUUUUAUUUGGGCUGCAAUUUCUGAUGUUAACUCAAAUGAACAUAUCCUCUGCAGCAGAAGUAACUCUGGGUCUUCCAUUCCUGUGGUGGUCCUCAUGAGAGCCAGUUUCAUCAUAGUGCUUUAUGUUUUUUUGCGACUGCACCCCCCACCUUGUCACAACACAACUGAUUGGCUCAAAUGCAUUAAGAAGGAAAGAAAGUCCACAAAUUAACUUUUAACAAGGCACACCUGUUCAUUGAAAAUCAUUCCAGGUGACUACCUCAUGAAUCUGGUUGAGAGAAUGCCAAGAGUGUGCAAAGCUGUCAUCAAGGCAAAGGGUGGCGACUUUGAAGAAUCUCAAAUAUAUUUAGAUUUGUUUAACACUUUUUUUGGUUACUACAUGAUUCCAUAUCUGUUAUUUCAUAGUUUUGAUGUCUUCACUAUUAUUCUACAUUGUUGAAGAUAGUCAAAAUAAAGAAAAACCAUGAAUGAGUAGGUGUUCUAAAACUUUUGACAGGUAUCGUAUGACUUCACUUGAUAAAAAUGGAUCAUAAUCUACAUCUUUAUUGGUCAUUGUAUCUAUCUUCUUAAUGACUCCACUCUGUUCCUUCUGCAUUGAACCUACAUCAGGAGUUACCAACCCCUCCCGGGGAGCCACUGGGUGACUGGCUUUUGAACACACCUGAUUAAUAGGGUCCAUGAGGAGUGUUACAGUAGGUCCCCCCUGAUGAGGAAGAGUAGGCUAGAAGACAACUUUUAACAAACACUAUAUAGACACAAGUAUUUGUGUAUUUUCAAAUUAGCGGAUUCGGCUGUUUCAGCCACGCCUGUUGCUGGCAGUUGUAUAAAAUCGAGCAGACAGACAUGCAAUCUCCAUAGGAAAAACAUUAGCAAUAGAAUGGCCUUACUGAAGAGCUCAGUGACAUUCAAUGUGGCACCAUCAUAGGAUAGAGCUGCCUCAGUCAACCGUAAGUGCUGUUGUUGUGAAGUGGAAAUGUCUUGGAGCAGCAACAGCUCUGCCAGUAGGCCACACAAGCUCACAGAACGGAACUGGACCGCCGAGUGCUGAUGCGCUUAGCGUGUAAAAAUUGUCUGUCUUCUACUGGAACAGUCGCUACUGAAAUCCAAACUGCCACAAUGUCAGCACAAGAACUGUUCGUCGGGAGCUUCAUGAAAUGGGUUUCCAUGGCCAAGCAGCCGUACACAAGCCGAAGAGCACCAUGCACAAUGCCAAGCGUUGGCUGAAGUAGUGUAAAGCUCGCCACCAUUGGACUCUGGUGCAGUGGAAAUGCGUUCUCUGGAGUGAUGAAUCACACUUCAUCUGGCAGUCCAACCGACAAAUCUGGGUUUAGCGGAUGCCGGGAGAACCCUACCUGCCCGAAUGUAUAGCCUCGUUAUACUGCCAAAAAUUGUAUUAAACCAUCUAGUGUUCAGCGAAAUAACAACACAAUAUCAAAUACAGGUAGCCUAUUCAAAUAAUUAACAUCCAAUCACAUUAACCGUUACUCUCUCACGGGAAACCUUUACUCUUACGCAGACAUUUAGAAAUGAAACAUGACCAUUUUAAAAACAAUCCCCCCAGAGUUUUUUGCGUGAGAAAAAGACUACUUUCUAGUAGUAAGACGCAUUAAUAAGAAGGGGCUAGAAGCAUCUUAUAUGGUGAGCUACAGAGUGGCUAUGACAGGCAAGCCCCAUGCUAUUGUGUAAGACUUCAUUCUUCCUGCUGCCGCAGUUAUGGCUGGGACAAUGCUGGGGGAAAAGGCCCAAAAAACUAUACAGACCAUACCUUCAUCAAACGACAAUGUUUCACGAUGCAUCAGUGACAUGGCAGGAGAUGUUUUGAAACAAUAACUGCUUUGCAUACAAGCCAGUGAAUUAUAUGCGCUACAGCUGGAUGAGUCAACAGACCUGGCCUGGCACAGGUCCUGGUACAGGCCUGGCACAGGUCCUCGUAUAGGCCUGGCACAGGUCCUCGUAUAUGUCUGUUACGUUUAUGGGGGGUCAAUUAAGGAAGACAUUCUCUUCCGCAAACCACUGGAAACCAGGACAACAUGAGAGGAUAUUUUUAAAGUACUGGACAGGUUUGUGACAUCAAAUGGACUUUGGUGGUCAAGAUGUGUUGGUAUCUGUACUGAUGGCGCAAAAGCCAUGACAGGGAGACAUAGUGGAGUGGUAACGCGCCUGCAAGCAGUUGCUCCCGACACCACUUGGGAAUGCCUGACAGCUUGAAAAACGUUUUGAACACGACAGUGAAAAUGGUUAACUUUGUUAAAGCAAGGCCCCAGAACUCUUGUGUAUUUUCUGCAUUAUGCAAUGAUAUGGGCAGUGACCAUGUAACGCUUUUACAACAUACAGAAUUGCGCUGGUUAUCAAGGGGCAAAGUAUUGAAGUGGUGGAAGUGCAAAUUAACUGAAGCUUACGGACAAUGUAAAAUGUGAUAUAGCGAAGCACCUGAGUCAGCUGGAUGUGCAAUUACGCAGGUACUUUCCCGAAACAGACGACAUAAACAACUGGAUUUGUUAUCCCUUUCAUGCCCUGCCUCCAGUCCACUUACCCAUAUCUGAACAAGAAAGCCUAAUCGAAAUUGCAACAAGCAGUUCUGUGAAAAUUGAAUUUAAUCAGAAGCCACUGCCAGUUUUCUGGAUAGGGCUGUGCUCAGAGUAUCCUGCCUUGGCAAAUUGUGCUGUUAAGACACUGAUUCCCUUUGCAACCAUGUACCUAUGGGAGAGUGGCUUUUCGGCUCUCACUAGCAUGGAAACUAAAUACAGGCACAGACUAUGUGGAAAAUAAUUGAAGACUCUCCAAUACAACCCAACAUUGCAGAGUAAUGUGCAUAAUUUCAAGCACACCCUUCUCAUUAACCUGUGGUGACUUAUUCACAAUGUUUGAUGAUCAAAUAAGGUUUUAUAUGUAAUAUGGCUAAAUAAAGAGCAAACUUAUUGAUUAUUAUUAUUUGUGCCCUGGUCCUAUAAGAGCUCUUGGUCACUUCCCACGAGCUGGGUUGUGACAAAAACACACUAAUUCUUAGGUUUAAUAAAUGUAUCGUAUAGUGUGUGUGACAGGCUUACAAUGAUGGCAAACAAAUAUUUGAGAGUGCUAGAGGGGGUUACAGAACUAUAGAACAAUAAAACGUUUGGGAACAACUGUUCUAGAGGAUUCUGUGCUUCCAACUUUGUGGCAACAGUUUGUGGAAGGCCCUUUCCUGUUCGGCAUGACAAUGCCCCCGUGCACAAAGCAAGGUCCAAAAAGAAAUGGUUUGUCAAGAUCACUGUGGAAGAUCUUGUCUGGCAUGCACAGAUCCCUGACCUCAACCCCAUUGGGAUGAAUUGGAAAGCCGACUGCGAGCCAGUGUAACCGGUGUGAAAUGGCUAGCUAGUUAGCAGGGUGUGCGCUAAUAGCGUUUCGAUCGGUGACGUCACACGCUCUGAGCCCUUGGAAGUAGUUGUUUCCUUCCAUAGCUGGUAAAGAAAUUAUUAUAAGCCAGCUGGCUGACGAUACUACACUUUUUCUGAAAGACGCUAACCAAAUUCCCAUAUCGAUCAAUGUGAUACAAUCCUUUUCCAAAGCGUCUGGUCUAUAUCUUAACAUUAAGAAAUGUGAACUCAUGGCUGUCAAAGAUUGUGUGACACCUUCAUAUUAUGGUAUUCCAGUAAAAGAAGAACUUACAUAUUUAGGCAUAACCAUUACAAAGGAUCAGAAGUCUAGAGGCUUACUAAAUUUUAACCCUCUUUAUUAAAAAAACCCAGAAGAAACUAAAUCAAUGGCUACAGAGGGACUUAUCUUUAAAAGGUAGAGUCCUAAUAACCAAGGCUGAAGGUAUCUCUAGACUAACAUAUGGUGCUCUAUCUUUAUAUCUUGACCGUAAAAUAAGCAAGGAGAUAGACCAGAUGCUUUUCAACUUUCUUUGGAGAAACCGUACCCAUUACAUUAGGAAAACUGUUGUAAUGAACACUUAUGAGAAUGGUGGACUGAAUUUUCUGGAUUUUACUACUUUAAAUAAUACUUUCAA
Messenger RNA from Oncorhynchus keta (chum salmon), 8063 nucleotides. RefSeq names its product von Willebrand factor A domain-containing protein 5A-like. NCBI's taxonomy places the organism in Eukaryota, Metazoa, Chordata, Actinopteri, Salmoniformes, Salmonidae. Bases 152 to 2539 code for a protein of 795 amino acids. The record is from RefSeq and is a predicted model, not a curated record. The transcript has 19 exons.